AUGAUUCAGUGGCCGUGGUGGUUAUUCCUUGGUGCUUGCGGGUUGGCCCCUAACCUAGGGUUAAGAUUGUCAGAGGAUGUAACUCAGAUAGAGUUGAAGGAAAUAUGUAGCCGGUUACAUGAGAGGUUUGAUGCGAUGUAUUUCGCUAAUCUGAAAUCUUUCAAGUUAGCGUCUCAAGGUCAGAAGGUACAUAACCAGGAGGAUGCGGCGGCCAUGUGGCAACAGUUUGGCUUAGAGCGUGAGAUAGUGUUUGAUUUGCGGAAUGACACGCGCUAUAUCAGUACGGCUGACUGGCAUGGAGAUUUCCUGGUGGCGUGCGAAACGCUCUUGCAUUCUGGUGUUAUGUCCGCCGAAGGCGACUGGCAGGAUCCGAAAGCUUGGUUCAUUCAUACAGGAGACAUUGUGGACCGUGGUUUGUCGUCUCCUGCAAUUUACGAGAUGAUUCUUCAUCUUAAAGAUCAAGCCAAAAAAAAGUGUCCUGGAAAAGAGUGUGGUAUUGUUACUAUUAUGGGUAACCAUGAAGCCAUGAACCUCAUGGGUAUGUAUCAUUAUUUGAAUCCCAGAGAAGCUCUCAAGUAUUACAAUAUAGAUUUCAACUCGUAUAAUGACCAAGGCCGAAAGCAGAGAAAUCAAAACGGCCCGAAAACAGUGCUGUCGAAUAUAGACAUCUGGGAUCCGCUCUAUGGCUACUUGGGUAAAAGAAUCGUGAAGGAAUUUGACAUUUUCGUCAAGUUCGGAGAUACCAUUUACGUACAUGGAGGCUUGACUAGAAAGAUGAUUGAGUUCGGAAAACAAACCGGGAACCCGCUCUUAGAAGUUCGUACCAGCGAUGACCAAGGUUCAAAUGACCAAAGUUUUGGCGACAAUGCUGCUAGGGAGCGCGCUAUAAACGGCCCUGUAAGCGACGUUCGGUCCAGAAUAAUCUUCCAGAACCUGUCUUGGUUAAUCAAGAAAAGCAUAAUACGAUACGUGAAUCGAGAAUCGUUGAGUUUGACUGAGCACGAUUUGAUAUCUGGAGAUAACUGUCCUUUUUGGACGAGGAUCGUAAGCACAGGAAAUGGGUCAAAGAUCUGCAAGAUGUUAAAAGUGACGCUGGAUGACCUAGGUGCAAAGACGUGUGUAGUAGGCCACACAAUCACUGCGAGCCAAGACGUCGAGAAAAAAUGCGGUGGUCGAUUCUGGCUCAUGGAUACAGCGAGCAGUGAACUGAUGUCGCCGCAGGUGCGAGUGAACCUUUAUAAUGUGGCGUACAUCAAAGUUUCUGAAGAGAACCAAACUCCUGAUUCAGACUUGCCGAAUCGGGUUGUUGAGUGGACUUUAUACAAAAGACGGUUCAAUGCACCCCACGAGAAUUAUUUUAAUUUCUCAACAAGCAUCAUUAGGACCGCACAGCUACCACCGGCCGCUCCUUCACCCCUCCUACUAGAGGUUGCUGGCAAGUCCUGUGCCAAUGGAGCCUCACCCCUAUUUUUCCCUUAG
Molecule: messenger RNA, 1479 nt
Organism: Gregarina niphandrodes
Lineage: Eukaryota; Apicomplexa; Conoidasida; Eugregarinorida; Gregarinidae
Product: putative phosphoesterase
Exons: 1
Coding region: 1-1479 (492 amino acids)
Molecular function (GO): hydrolase activity
Source: RefSeq, a predicted model, not a curated record